Molecule: messenger RNA, 444 nt
Organism: Periconia digitata
Lineage: Eukaryota; Fungi; Ascomycota; Dothideomycetes; Pleosporales; Periconiaceae
Source: the annotation of a GenBank genome assembly
AUGUGCCGCAAGCAAUCCGGAAUCUCCAUCGGCCGUCUCUGUGACAAAUGCGAUGGCAAAUGCCCCGUCUGCGAUUCAUACGUGCGCCCUACCACCCUAGCCCGCAUAUGCGACGAAUGCUCCUUCGGAAAUUACCAAAACAAGUGUGUUGUAUGCGGCGGUGAAGGCAUCUCAGAUGCCUUUUAUUGCUUCGAAUGCACGCGGCUCGAGAAGGACAGAGAUGGAUGCCCGAAGAUCAUCAAUCUGGGAAGCAGUAGGACGGACUUGUUCUAUCAAAAGAAAAAUUUCAGGAAUCAUUGAUGGGGACAAACGCGGCUCUGGUUCCAAGUCCAUCCCAGGCUUCGGGCGAUGGAGGAUACUACAUCACAUGCGAUAUUGCCGUGGGAACCCCUUCCAGUGUUUAUUUGGUGUCUGGAUACUUGUUACGGACCUAUCGUUUGCACG